Molecule: messenger RNA, 1317 nt
Organism: Rotaria sp. Silwood1
Lineage: Eukaryota; Metazoa; Rotifera; Eurotatoria; Philodinida; Philodinidae
Source: the annotation of a GenBank genome assembly
AUGGUUGGUAUAGAUGCAAAAAAUAAAAAUAUUCUUGAUCAGAAAUCUAAAUUCAAAUGUCCACAAUGUCAAAAAGAAAUACAAAGAAAUCAAGCAAUGAUUGAUAGAGGUUUUAAAAGUGAUAUGCUAUCUCUACCAAUCGAUUGUACUUUUUGUAAUUGGACUGGUGAUUUGAAUAGUUAUCAGAAUCAUUUAAAUCAAUCUCAUUCGAAACCCAUAUGUGAAUAUUGUAAAGAAGAAUUCAAUUCAGCUAAUAAUCUUAAUGAACAUAAACUAUUCCGAUGCAAACAAAUAACUACAGAUUGUUUGUUGAAAGACUACGGUUGUAAUGAACAAAUUCUUCGUUGUGAAAUGGCAAGUCAUUAUUUAUCUAAACAACAUCAAGAUUCUGUAAUCAAAGUUGUUCAUCAAAUGAAAUCACAAUUCUCAAGCACACAAAUGGACACUGAUAUUUCUCAAACAACAACUGCACAAGUAAAUAAUCGUAUUAUGGCUCAUCUUCAAGAGUUCUAUGAAACACUUAAUAUCCUGUGUGGUGGAAUAGAAACAUUGAAUGAUGAUGAACAACGAUUGAAUAAUGAAUCACUUCAAUAUCAAAUUAUAUUUCGAACAUUACUCGAAGAUUUUUCACGAGUUAAAUUAGCUGUAGAAGAAACAAACAGUUUUUUGGAAGGAUUCAAACUUAAUCAAGACAUCAUUCACCAAGAUGUAAUAUCACUCAAGCAAAAUAUCGAUGAUAUGCAAUAUAUAUCAUAUGAUGGAACAUUUAUUUGGAAAAUUACGGGUUUCAGAGAGAAAAUGAGAGACGCACAAUCUGAGCGACAAACUUCAAUUUAUUCUCCUCCAUUUUAUUCAUCACCAACUGGAUACAAAAUGCGAGCACGUCUAUAUCUUUAUGGUGAUGGAAACGCUCGUCGUACACAUAUUUCACUCUUUUUCGUUCUUAUGCGAGGCUUAAAUGAUGCAAUACUCAAAUUUCCAUUCAACUACAAAGUAACAUUUUGUUUGUAUGAUCAAACUUCUCAACAACGACAUAUCAUCGAUUCAUUUCGACCAGAUAUAAAAUCGAAUAGCUUUCAGCGACCAAAAUCACAAAUGAAUAUUGCAAGUGGCAUUCCAAAGUUUUGUCCAUUAGCAAUGAUUGAACAAGAAGACAAUCCAUAUAUUCGAGAUGAUACAAUGUUCAUCAAAAUUCUUAUUGAUUUCGGUGAUAUGCCCAAAACAUUGUUACCCUAUGCGUUAAGUCUUAAUCCAGGAAUACCAAUGCAUAUUCAACAAAUGAUGAUUAAGCAAGAGGCUGAAAGAAGAGCUCCAUAA